UCCAGGUGCUCUAGCUCCCCAACCAACCAGUAAUCAGUACUACAAGAUUUUAGAAAGUUUCAAAACAAUGGGGGAAAAUCAUGGCUUUCAAUUGGGUGUUAUUGGUGCUCUUUCACUUUCAGUGGCUUCAUCAGUAUCCAUUGUCAUCUGCAACAAAGCUUUGAUGAGUCAUCUUGGCUUUCAAUUUGCUACAACAUUAACAAGUUGGCAUCUGAUGGUUACAUUCUGCACUCUUUAUGUCGCGCAACGAUUCAAUGUCUUUGAGACCAAAUCGAUCGAUAAGAAGACGGUGAUGCUUUUCGGCAUUCUAAAUGGGAUUUCAAUUGGACUGCUUAAUUUAAGCCUUGGUUUCAAUUCCAUUGGUUUCUACCAGAUGACAAAGCUAGCAAUCAUACCCUUCACUGUAUUACUUGAGACUGUGUUCCUGAAAAAGCAAUUCAGUGGGAAGAUAAAGUUAUCUCUUCUCUUGUUACUGGUUGGAGUUGGCAUUGCAUCCAUAACUGAUCUCCAACUCAAUCUUGUGGGAUCCAUUCUCUCUCUUUUGGCCAUUGCAACCACCUGUGUUGGUCAAAUUCUGACAAACACAAUACAGAAGAGAUUGAAUGUCUCAUCAACACAGUUGCUGUACCAGUCAGCCCCAUUUCAAGCUGCCAUAUUAUUUGUCUCAGGUCCCCUUGUAGAUCAAUGCCUCACCAACCAAAAUGUCUUUGCCUUCUAUUACUCCCCUCUUGUCCUGGCAUUCAUCAUCCUUUCAUGCUUGAUUUCUGUCUCUGUGAACUUCAGUACCUUCUUAGUGAUCGGAAAGACGUCGCCGGUGACAUACCAAGUGUUGGGUCAUCUGAAGACAUGCCUUGUGCUCACCUUCGGCUAUACAUUGCUCCGUGACCCCUUUACACAGAGGAACAUCCUUGGUAUCUUAAUUGCCAUUUUUGGGAUGGGCUUGUACUCUUACUUCUGUACCAUUGAGAACAAGAAGAAACAGGUCCCUGAUCCCUUGACAGUGUCACAGAUCAAAGAAAAGGAGAAUAUACCCCUUUUGGCAACUAAGAACAUGGGGGCUGAAGACAAAGAAGCUCAAGAAGUUGGGAAAUCUGCCAAGGACUCUCUGGUGUAGAAAUUAUAUAUAUAUUUAUUAAGAAGGCCUAGCUAGGAGUUCAUCUCAUUGUUUGAUUGAGUGUAAAUGAUUUUCAUUCUUUUAAAUAAAAUCUGUCGAUAUGAUCCAUCCAUUUAUUGUUCCUUCAUUCCUCA
Telopea speciosissima is the source of this 1248-nucleotide messenger RNA. Its product is annotated as UDP-xylose transporter 1-like. The transcript is spliced from 8 exons. Lineage: Eukaryota; Viridiplantae; Streptophyta; Magnoliopsida; Proteales; Proteaceae. Gene Ontology annotation, cellular component: Golgi apparatus. The record is from RefSeq and is a predicted model, not a curated record. Bases 68 to 1114 code for a protein of 348 amino acids. Gene Ontology annotation, molecular function: antiporter activity; UDP-xylose transmembrane transporter activity.